CCGGUCCCGAAACCGCCCAGCCAGUGCCGUGGCGCUCCGGCCGCUGUGCACUGCGAGCGGGACGGGGUCUGCAGCCCCGCGCGGCGACAGCAUGAGCGGGCGCCACCCGGGCCUCGGCCUGCUGCUGCUGCUGCUGCUGUGCCCUGCGCGGGUGUUUUUACAGUCCUGUGUUUGGUAUGGAGAGUGUGGAAUUGCGACUGGAGACAAGAGGUACAACUGUGAAUAUUCUGGUCCACCAAAACCUCUGCCGAAGGAUGGCUAUGACUUAGUGCAGGAGCUCUGUCCCGGAUUCUUCUUUGACAACGUCAGCCUCUGCUGUGAUAUUCAACAGCUUCAGACGCUGAAGGGCAACCUGCAGUUGCCCCUGCAGUUCCUGUCCAGAUGUCCAUCAUGUUUUUAUAACCUGAUGACCCUGUUUUGUGAGCUGACAUGUAGCCCUUGGCAGAGUCAGUUUCUGAAUGUGACAGCAACUGAAAACUAUUUUGAUCCUGAGACACGGGAGAAUAAAACAAACGUGAAGGAAUUAGAGUACUAUAUUGGACAGAGCUUUGCCAACGCAAUGUACAACGCCUGCCGUGAUGUGGAAGCCCCUUCCAGCAACGAGAAGGCCUUGGGACUCCUGUGUGGAAGGGACGCCAGCGCCUGCAAUGCCACCAACUGGAUUGAGUACAUGUUCAAUAAAGACAACGGACAGGCACCGUUCACCAUCAUUCCCAUUUUCUCAGACUUUUCAGUCCUUGGGAUGGAGCCCAUGAGAAAUGCCACCAAAGACUGCAGCGAGUCUGUCGAUGAGGUCACGGGGCCGUGUAGCUGCCAGGACUGCUCCGCCGUCUGUGGCCCCAAGCCCCAGCCCCCUCCACCUCCGGUGCCCUGGAGGAUCCUGGGCAUGGACGCCAUGUAUGUCAUCAUGUGGGCCACCUACAUGGCAUUUCUGUUUCUAUUUUUUGGAGGACUUUUGGCAGUGUGGUGCCACAGAAGGCGGUAUUUUGUGUCUGAGUACACUCCCAUUGACAGCAACAUAGCCUUUUCUGUGAACACCAGUGACAAAGGGGAAGCCUCGUGUUGUGACCCACUUGGUGCAGCAUUUGAUGACUGUCUGAGGCGCAUGUUCACUAAGUGGGGGGCUUUCUGCGUCCGAAAUCCCACCUGCGUCAUUUUCUUCUCAUUGGUCUUCAUCGCGGUGUGUUCUUCCGGCCUGGUGUUCGUCCAGGUCACCACCAACCCUGUGGAGCUCUGGUCAGCCCCUCACAGUCAGGCCCGCCUGGAGAAGGAGUACUUUGACAAGCACUUUGGGCCUUUCUUUCGAACGGAGCAACUUAUUAUCCAGGCCCCCAACACCAGCGUCCACAUCUAUGAGCCAUACCCCUCUGGGUCCGAUGUGCCCUUCGGGCCUCCGCUGGACAAAGAGAUUCUGCACCAGGUUCUUGACUUGCAGAUUGCCAUUGAAAGUAUCACUGCAUCCUAUGACAACAAGACCGUGACACUUCAGGACAUCUGUGUGGCCCCGCUUUCUCCGUACAACAAGAACUGCACCAUUUUCAGUGUGUUAAAUUAUUUCCAGAACAGCCAUUCAGUGCUGGACCGCCAAAUAGGCGAUGACUUCUUCGUGUAUGCCGACUACCACACGCACUUUCUGUACUGUGUGCGGGCUCCGGCCUCUCUGAAUGAUACGAGUGUGCUCCACGGUCCUUGCCUGGGCACAUUUGGAGGACCAGUGUUCCCGUGGCUUGUGCUGGGUGGCUAUGACGAUCAGAACUACAAUAAUGCCACGGCGUUGGUGAUUACCUUCCCCGUCUAUAACUACUAUAACGACACGGAGAAGCUCCAGAGGGCCUGGGCCUGGGAGAAAGAGUUUAUCAAUUUUGUGAAAAACUACAAGAAUCCAAACCUGACCAUUUCUUUCACUGCUGAGAGAAGCAUCGAAGAUGAGCUCAACCGGGAGAGUAACGGCGACGUGUUCACUGUCAUCAUCAGCUAUGCUGUGAUGUUUCUGUACAUUGCCCUGGCCUUGGGACACAUCCAGAGCUGGAACAGGCUUCUGGUGGAUUCUAAAAUCUCCCUGGGCAUCUCGGGGAUCCUGAUCGUGCUGAGCUCGGUGGCCUGCUCCCUGGGCAUCUUCAGCUACAUGGGGAUGCCCCUGACCCUCAUAGUCAUUGAAGUCAUCCCGUUCUUGGUGCUGGCUGUCGGGGUGGACAACAUCUUCAUUCUGGUGCAGACCUACCAGAGAGACGAGCGUCUUCAGGAGGAGACGCUGGACCAGCAGCUGGGCAGGAUCCUUGGGGACGUGGCCCCUACUAUGUUCCUUUCAUCCUUUUCUGAGACCUCAGCUUUUUUCCUCGGGGCGCUGUCCUCCAUGCCGGCCGUGCACACCUUCUCUCUGUUUGCGGGGAUGGCGGUGCUCAUUGACUUCCUCCUCCAGAUCACCUGCUUCGUGAGCCUCCUGGGGUUAGACAUUAAGAGGCAAGAGAAAAACCGGCUGGACGUGCUGUGCUGCGUCAGAGGCAUCGACGACGGAGGCGGCAGCCAGGCCUCCAAAAGCUGCCUGUUCCUCUUCUUCAAAAACUCCUUUGCGCCCUUUCUGCUGAAGGACUGGCUGCGGCCAAUUGUGAUAGCCGUGUUCGUGGGCGUUCUGUCAUUCAGUGUUGCAGUGGUGAACAAAGUAGAGAUCGGAUUGGAUCAGUCUCUUUCAAUGCCAAAUGAUUCCUAUGUGAUCGAUUAUUUCAAAUCGCUCGGCCAGUACCUGCACUCGGGGCCACCCGUCUACUUUGUCCUGGAGGAGGGCCACAACUACACCACCCGCAAAGGGCAGAGCAUGGUGUGCGGCGGCAUGGGCUGUGACAACGACUCCCUGGUGCAGCAGAUCUUCAACGCGGCCGAGCUGGACGCCUACACCCGCAUAGGCUUCGCGCCCUCGUCCUGGAUCGACGACUACUUUGACUGGGUGUCGCCGCAGUCCUCCUGCUGUAGACUCCACAAUGUCACUCACCAGUUCUGCAACGCCUCUGUGAUUGACCCAACCUGUGUCCGCUGUAGACCCCUGACUUCAGAGGGCAAACAGAGGCCUCAGGGGAAAGAAUUCAUGAAAUUCCUGCCCAUGUUCCUUUCCGAUAACCCCAACCCCAAGUGUGGCAAAGGGGGACACGCUGCUUAUGGGUCGGCCGUUAACAUCGUAGGAGAUGACGCUUACGUCGGAGCCACUUACUUCAUGACCUACCACACCAUACUUAAGACCUCUGCUGACUUCAUUGAUGCCAUGAAAAAGGCCCGGCUUAUCGCCAGUAACAUCACAGAAACCAUGCGUUCCAAGGGAAGUAGCUACCGCGUGUUCCCGUACAGCGUGUUCUACGUCUUCUAUGAACAGUACCUGACCAUCAUUGAUGACACCAUCUUUAACCUCAGCGUGUCUCUGGGCUCUAUAUUUCUGGUGACCUUGGUGGUUCUGGGCUGUGAGCUGUGGUCUGCAAUCAUCAUGUGUGUCACCAUAGCCAUGAUCCUGGUUAACAUGUUUGGCGUUAUGUGGCUUUGGGGGAUCAGCCUGAAUGCUGUCUCCUUGGUCAACCUGGUGAUGAGCUGCGGCAUUUCUGUGGAGUUCUGCAGCCACAUAACAAGAGCGUUCACAGUGAGCACCAAAGGAAGCCGAGUGAGCCGGGCGGAAGAGGCGCUGGCCCACAUGGGCAGCUCUGUAUUCAGUGGGAUCACGCUUACAAAAUUUGGAGGGAUUGUGGUGUUGGCCUUCGCCAAAUCUCAAAUUUUUGAGAUCUUUUACUUCAGGAUGUAUUUAGCCAUGGUCUUACUCGGAGCCGCUCACGGACUCGUGUUUCUUCCCGUAUUACUCAGUUACAUAGGACCGUCGGUAAACACAGCUAAAAGACAGACCACCCAGGAGAGAUACCGAGGGACAGAGCGAGAGCGGCUCCUCAAUUUUUAGCCUGUGGCAGGCCUUGGUGGGUGACUCUGUAACUACAAAUAGGUCAAGUUCACGUCAAGGCCAAGCUGCACGCUGGCUUUCCGGCGUCAGGCUGUGCCAGAGCUCUGCAGGUGCAGGUCCACCAGGCUUCCACUCUCGGGGCCGCACACUUGACUGGCGAAGCAGUGUUAGGGCGCGGAGGCAGCGGUCACCAGCCCCUACAGCAGAGAAACCUCAUCUUGGGCAAGAGCAAGGGUGGGUGGCUGCGAGUGCGACUUCCUCACUUUCGAAAAGCCAGUGCUGCCUCCUUUUUUCGGGAGGUGGCCCCCCACGUUCUAUAGCUUAUUUCUAGCAACACUUGAGGAUGUUGUAGGUCCUUUAUCACACUGUUUUGUAGUUUAAAGAGCUUUAUUAAUGCAAUAAAUUAACUUUGUACAUUUUUAUAUUAAAAAAAAAAACUAUCAAGGGAGUUCAGAAUGUCGUAGGCCUCAUUAGAGCUUGUUCUCCAAAAACCUGCUUGAAGAAGGCAACAUGUUCUUCACAGUGUUCUCCUGUAGGGAAACGCAGCUUUAGUCACCAGUUCGUCACGGUGUGGGAAAGCAGAAAUGCAGGCAAAGCUCUCGGGUUAACUUAUUUUUCUUUAAUAAAAUACCUCAUCCUCCUG
Messenger RNA from Psammomys obesus (fat sand rat), 4571 nucleotides. RefSeq names its product NPC intracellular cholesterol transporter 1 (gene Npc1). The record is from RefSeq and is a predicted model, not a curated record. Gene Ontology annotation, cellular component: membrane. Gene Ontology annotation, molecular function: lipid carrier activity. The transcript has 25 exons. Bases 92 to 3928 code for a protein of 1278 amino acids. Lineage: Eukaryota; Metazoa; Chordata; Mammalia; Rodentia; Muridae.